UUAAUUUUGAUAAAUUUUUCAGAGGAAAAUUUGUUGCUUCUACUUGACCCAGCACUAAGGUACACUGAGAGUUUCUCCGACGUCGUCGAUUUGACUUUGGCCAAUACAUCUUCUCCUUGGAGUGUGUAUUAUUGGGAUGCGUUAACCACAAAUAGAUCAAUUCCCAGGGAAUUUAUCCGAGGAAGCUUUAUGACUGUCGUUAUGGUUUUCUGCAAUGACCCAUCGCAAUUUUUGAAUCAGCUUGCUAGUUCUUUGGUCUGGAACCCGGAACUUAUUGUCCUUUUUUCUUUGAGAGCGGACCUUGAUCACAACGCCGUUGCAAAUCACAACGUAGUGCAAAGAUCGCAAUACAUAACAUUGAUCAGACCAAGCGCUUCGAAAAAGUCAUUUUUACUGUACAAUGUACGUCACAGUAUUUUCGACCCCCCAGGAGCAAAUAAAACAGUUCUUCUGUUGGUUGGCAUGUGGGACUCCCAGGCCUAUAAGCACAAGUUCAAACAACCUAAAAGAAGAAUUGACAGCUUCAGAAAAGUAAAUAUCGAUUUGGCAUCAAUAUGCUAUGAUUUUCCUUUCAUGUACGAUGGACCCAACAACACGUGUCCUGGAGCAGCCUUUGAUAUGCUAGACAUCUUGGCUGCGAAACUUGACUUCACGUAUACGUGGCAAGAUCAAAGUACCGAUGGUCGGUGGGGAUCCAAAGAAAAUGGAACGUGGACCGGAAUGUUUGCGGACUUACUAUACCACAACAAAUCUAUUAUCAUUAAUAACAUCGAACUGACGUUAGACAGGCAGGAGGCUUUCGACAUGACGUACCCGUACUUCAGUGAAGGGUUCAGCAUCAUGCUCAAGAUCCCUGACCCGUUGCCGAGGUGGCGUGGAUUGUUAUACCCAUUCACUCGCCAGGUUUGGGUAUAUAUCGUCAGUAUGGCGGUCGUGGCGGUGCUGCUCUUCACUUUUGUGAUGUCCUUCAUGCAAAAUUUCAAACCUCAUCACAAAGGUUUUUUACAGAUGCUGGCCAGCUUGUCAAACCAAGGCUACAGUAAUGAGGUGCAUGGUUGGUGGAUGCACGUGUGGAUGCUCACGUGGUGGUUCAUGUGCUAUGUUCUUUGUCUGGCGUACACGUGUAACCUCGUGGCCUUUCUCACCAUCACCGUGCCUAGGAAGCGCAUUGAAACAAUCGACGAACUGGCCGACUCGAAUGUCAUCGUGGCGAUGGAAAAUUACGGUAACUACGUACCGGAGGCGCUCCGUGAGUCGUCCGACCCAAGUUUGGCGAAAAUUGGAGCAAGGUUUGAUCUAUACGAGGCCAGCGAAUGGGACUCAGUGAUUAAGGGCAAAGUAACGAAAGGCACCUAUGCAGUUAUUAAUGGGCAAUCAUUCCACUACUUCUACAGGAAUUACUUCAACUUAACGACUCAGUGCUACUUCAUGCGAGAAGUGUUGUACCCAAGUUUCGUAGUGUACUACCUACGCAAGAACACGCCCCACACGGAGCUGCUGUCUGAGAACCUGCAGCGCCUCGUGGAGGCUGGUCUCGUCGGGAAGCUCUACAACAAACACAUGAUGAAGGACGCCCCGCCUGACCAGGAUGAUGGCCUGCAGGCGUUGACGAUGCCCCACCUCGCGGCCGCCUUUAUCCUCUGCCUCUGCCUGUACGCGGUCGCAACUUUGUGCCUCCUGCUGGAGCUGCUCACGGCGCGUCGAGUGCGACAGGGCAAAAAUACGUUCAAAAUGGAAACGUUGUUUGUGGGAUAGCUUUCAAAUGGGAGAUAUUUUCCAGCACACAAAUUGCCUAGUAUACCACCAUAAAUUUCAUAUAUCCCAUUCAUAAUCGCGCAACUAAAUAGCGUUAUGAUGUUUAACCAAGCACAUUUUUGCGAUGUUGAAUUUUGCACAAUGAUUCAAUUGAGCUAACAUAAAAAAGAAAGCAUUGGUACAGAACUGCGGCUAUUCUUUUUCUUUUUGAAUUGUACAUUGAAAAAUGUUGGGAACAGCUGUGAGUUUAAAAUUUGUUUCUAGGAAAAGAUGGCUAUGGCAUUUCAACCAAAAUUAUCAACUUAUUUUGAAUAACUUUUUCAUGGAAUCAAAAUUAUCAGUCAUACCUGAAAAUUUUAAUGAAUGAUUUGUUGUGUACAAAUCUACAUGGCGUCAUGCAUUCCCCAAACACAGUUCGCGGCCGCUCCGGCUUAUGAUUCCAUAAUGCGCGCAGGCUGGCAUGGAUCCUAGUUAGGAGAUCUAAUCCUUUUUAUUCAGACGCUAAUACACUGCUGAUGGUGGUUGUGGUUCUGUAAACGACCUUACAGUGCAAUGUCUCCUAUACAUGAUCAAUGAUUCUAAACAUGCACAGUGCACACAAACGCAAAACAUGCACAAUGCACAGCCGAUUCUAAACGUGCACAAUGAGGCGACAUCUGGUUAGCUUUAUUAACGAACACAUUCGGUUAAUGACGACGCCGGCAUGGUUGGAGGCGCCGAUUGGUUAUAGGCGAGGCUUGGUUGAUGGCAAAGUUUGGUUGAUGGCGAUGCAUGGUUGAAGCCAACAUCCGUUUGAAGCAACGUUUGUUCGAUUGCAACGUUCGUUUGAAGGCAACGUUCGCUCGAAGGCAACGUCUGUUUGAAGGAUCGUCCGUUUGGAGGCAACGUCCGUUUGGUGGAAACGUUCGUUCGAAGGCAACGUCCGUUUGAAGGCAACAUUCGUUUGAAGGCAACGUUCGUUUAAA
This is a messenger RNA of Hyalella azteca, 2720 nucleotides long. RefSeq names its product glutamate receptor ionotropic, kainate glr-3-like. Gene Ontology annotation, cellular component: membrane. Bases 190 to 1755 code for a protein of 521 amino acids. The record is from RefSeq and is a predicted model, not a curated record. The transcript is spliced from 5 exons. NCBI's taxonomy places the organism in Eukaryota, Metazoa, Arthropoda, Malacostraca, Amphipoda, Hyalellidae. Gene Ontology annotation, molecular function: glutamate-gated receptor activity.